CAGUUACAUGGACAUGUUAGCUGUAAUUAGCUUAACGUUAACAGUUGUAUUCCUCAACAACGAAUCAAGUAAACAUGAGCCACACGUUGGACAAGGAUCCAUCUGCUAAAGAAAAGCAGCCGUCUGAAACAACCUGUCAAACCUGCUGCAAAUGUUUAAACCAUCCCAAGACAGAUGGGCAGCACAGAAUGAAGCGACUGAAGACCCUCAGGGACAGGAGACAGAUGAGAAGCGGAGGGAAAAACGCAGCAAAGACAAAAUCACAUCACCAUCACUGCUGUCGCCAAGCCAGGAUAGACACAGCACAUUCCUGUAACUGCUGCCACGGUGGCUGCAAUCCAACAAGAGAUCCACUAUUUGCAAAAGUGGUUCCUGCUGCUCAGGAGCCCAGCAUCAUCACAGACCACCGCCUGAUCGGACACCACGGCCUGUUCAACCAUGAGGUGAAGUCUGUUGACAUUGAGCGCUUGUUAAGUGAGCAGAGGAAGAUGGACAACACUCAAGAGAAAACACACAAAGAGAAUCCUAAUCUCUCACAUCCGUCUCCACCAUCUUGCGGUAAUGCUUUCGUGGACGAUGAAGCUGCUGAGAAUUUGCCAUUUGAGGAUAAAAAAGAACCUUCGUCUGACACUAGUGCUGACUGUCACGAAAUACAGGAGAAAAUCAGCCGUGGAUCAGAUCUCACACCGGCACAGAGACCCCACCAGCAACGUCAUCGUUCACCUGACAGUUAUAGAAGCAUCUUCUCAUCCAAACACAGCUUUCUCGAUGUAGUAAUCAGCACGGAUAAGAAGAAGGUCCACUCGGUCACACGUGAAAAGGACAAAGAGUCUCCUUUGUCGCUCACGCUCCACGACGUGGAGACACCGGUGACUCCGGAGAACAAGGCUCCAGCUGCUCCACAAACACACACCUGUGGUGUCAGCCCGAGCUCACCUCCGCUCUCGAGCUUUGGCUCGCAGCACAGAGGAGAAGAUCCCGCGUGUGUGUCUUUCAUCACAGCGACGGCAGCGCGUCUGUGCGACAGUCUCCAGCUCCCACGUCUGUGGAGGAGAGACCUGCUGGCAGAGAGCAGAGAGAGGCUGUUGAUGGUUCUGAGGGCCAGGCGAGGACCGUGGCUUCAGGAGAACCUCCUCACGGAGCAGCAACACGUCAGUUUUGGUCUGGAGUCAACCAUGACGGAUGGAGAUGAAGUCUUGUCAGCAGUUGUAGAUUAA
Messenger RNA from Solea senegalensis (Senegalese sole), 1217 nucleotides. RefSeq lists its product as uncharacterized. Bases 75 to 1217 code for a protein of 380 amino acids. NCBI's taxonomy places the organism in Eukaryota, Metazoa, Chordata, Actinopteri, Pleuronectiformes, Soleidae. The record is from RefSeq and is a predicted model, not a curated record. The transcript is spliced from 3 exons.